UACUACCUCCCGAUAAAAGGGACUCCAUUUCCCCCCAAUUUCUGUGCCCUAAUUCCUCGAUCAAUUUCACACACUCAAUUCGGAAGCACUGAAGCAGAUGGCGGCGGCAAUCGGAGGCGAGGACAAGGUGCUGGCCACCGCGCAGCGGAUCGUGCAGUCACUCGGCAACACCUCCGACACCGACGAUAUGCUUCUGAUCUUCUCCGCCUUCGACAACCGCCUCUCCACUCUCUCCUCCUUCGUCGAGAAUCCUUCCUCCGCCGCCGGCGACGAGUCCUCCGCCACCCCUUCCCGAUUCGACGAUGCUGAGCGGAUCAUUUUGAGCCACGCCGAUUCGUCCUCGUUUCCCGACAACUACUUGGAUGCGGUCGAUGAGAUCAUACAGUUGACCGAGGAGUUGAACCUGGGCACUUCCGACGCCAGCGAGGAGGUGAUGGAACGUGCUGAGAACGCGCUGCAGCUCGCGAUGACGCGGCUGGAGGACGAGUUCCGCCACGUGCUGAUCCAGAACACCGUCCCCCUUGACACCGAGCGCCUCCACCGCUCAACGCUGUCUUCAUCCGCCGCUGCAAUCGCGAUUGCUGCGACGGAGUUUUUCAAUGGUGAUGCGAGUGAGAGCCUUGAAGAUGUCAGCAGCGGGCGUUAUAGCAAUCAUAGCCAUGGUAGGGGUGUGAGCUUUGGAGGGGACGAUAUGUCCCUUGAAUUGAUUCACCCCGAUGCUUUGACUGAACUGGGAGUGAUUGCUGAUAGGAUGAUCCGAUCUGGGUAUGAGAAGGAAUGCUGUCAGGUCUAUUGUAGUGUUCGGCGUGAUGCUCUAGAGGAUUGUAUGUCUAUUCUUGGAGUAGAGAAAUUGAGCAUCGAGGAGGUUCAGAAGAUUGAUUGGAAAUCGUUGGAUGAUAAGAUGAAGAAAUGGAUUCAGGCAGUGAAAAUAGUUGUUCGAGGUCUUUUAUCGAGUGAAAAGCAUUUAUGCGAGCAGAUUUUUGAUGGGUCUGAUUUGAUUAAGGAAGUCUGUUUUCUAGAGACUGCAAAAGGUUGUGUGAUGCAGCUAUUGAAUUUUGGUGAGGCGGUUGCGAUUGGAAGGAGGUCCGUGGAGAAAUUGUUUAGGUUUCUUGAUAUGUAUGAAGCAUUGGCCCAGGUUCUACCCAAUUUGCAGGCAUUAUUUAUGGAUGAAGAUGCAGGUGAUAUGGUGUGCAAGGAGGCUCAGGGUGUGUUGGAUGGACUAGGAGAAGCUGCUAUUGCGACUUUUGUGGAGUUUGAGAAUGCAGUUCAGGGGGAAGCUUCAAGGAAGCCCAUCCAGAAUGCUGAGAUUCAUCCUCUUGCUCGAUAUGUAAUGAACUAUGCAAAGUUGCUUGGGGAUUAUCGUAAUACUCUGAACUUAUUAUUGAAGAAUUUGGAUGCUGAGACGAGUGAGUCGGAUAGGGGGAAUUCUAAUAAUUCAGAGUUGGAAAGCAUGUCCCCUUUUGCCCGUCGGUUGUCUGCCUUGAUGAUGUCUUUGGAAUCGAAUAUUGAGGAGAAGUCAAAGGUGUAUGAGGAUGUUGCAAUGCAAUACAUAUUCUUGAUGAACAACAUACUUUACAUUGUGCAAAAGGUGAAGGACUCAGAGCUGAGAAAUCUUUUGGGUGAUAAUUGGAUUAGGAAGCGGCGGGGAUUGAUCAGACAGCAUGCCACACAGUACCUCAGAGCAUCAUGGACCAAGGUCUUAUCUUGUUUGAAGGAUGAAGGGAUUGGUGGGGGCUCGAGUAAUGCAUCAAAGGUUGCUUUGAAGGAGAGGUUCAAGAAUUUCAAUGCUUGUUUUGAAGAAAUCUAUAGGGUUCAAACAUCUUGGAAAGUCCCUGAUCCUCAGCUUCGUGAAGAACUCAGGAUAUCCAUUUCGGAAAAAGUGAUUCCAGCUUAUCGCUCAUUCAUGGGAAGGUUUGGGAGUCACCUGGAAAGUGGAAGGCAUGCGGGAAAAUACAUCAAAUAUAAUCCAGAGGAUUUAGAGAAUUAUUUAUUGGAUUUAUUUGAAGGAACGCCCCUUAUCAUCCACCAUAUGAGAAGAAAAAGUACAUAAAACACAGAUCUGUGGUUAUAGUCCCACUCUCAGGUUUGUUCAUGCUGGAUCAUGGGACUGUCCUGGAAUUACUAAUUUGUGUGCUUCUUUCAUGUUAAGAUGUAGAGAUGUCCAGACACUGUUUAGCAACCUGUGUCGUGUAUUUUUCAAAUUCUCUGCUUCAUUUUCUUA
Salvia hispanica is the source of this 2221-nucleotide messenger RNA. NCBI's taxonomy places the organism in Eukaryota, Viridiplantae, Streptophyta, Magnoliopsida, Lamiales, Lamiaceae. The record is from RefSeq and is a predicted model, not a curated record.